GCAUUCUACUUCUUAUCCCGUUGAAGAUUCAACUCUCUCUCUCUCUCUCUCUCUCUCUCCCCCACCCUCCCUCGAGUCGGAGUCUGUCUCACUCGCACAAAAAGCUCCCAAAUUGCACACAGACCAAUAUUAUUAUAUAUACGAUCAGUAGACAGCAGUAGUAAUUGCUAGCAGUCUGUGUCUGAGAUUCUCCAAUGGCCCUUAAUCCUAAUUUGUUGAACAUGGCUAUGAUAUGGUGUCUAGUACUACUCUUUUCAGUGACCAAUGCCGUGAAACAUGAAGAAAUAGAAACGCAGAGACGACUGGGAGAAGGUGACAGGGUCACCAACUUGCCCGGACAGCCGCCGGUGUCAUUCCCGCACUACGCCGGCUACGUCCAACUUCCCAAAUCCGGCAAGGCCUUGUUCUACUGGUUUUUUCAAGCUCAAGAGAAUGCAUCUCGGAAACCCCUUGUUCUUUGGCUUAAUGGAGGACCUGGGUGCUCAUCCGUAGCUUAUGGAGCUGCACAAGAACUUGGCCCCUUUCUUGUUCGAAACAAUGGAACCCUAAUUCUUAACAAUUACUCCUGGAACAAAGUUGCCAAUGUGCUGUUCCUGGAGUCACCUGUUGGAGUAGGGUUUUCCUACACAAACAACACCAAGGAUUUGCGUACAAUGGGCGAUCGAAUCACAGCCGCUGAUUCGCAUGCUUUCCUGGUGGAAUGGUUUAAGAAGUUCCCAACCUUAAAAACCCAUGAUUUCUACAUAGCUGGGGAGAGCUAUGCUGGCCAUUACGUCCCCCAGCUUGCCAACCUCAUAUACGACCGAAACAAACGAACCACCAGAUCAUCAUCCCCAUCAGAGUACUCCUCCUCUUUCAUAAAUCUGAAAGGUUUCAUGAUUGGGAAUGCUGUGAUCAAUGGACCGACGGACAACAGUGGGAUGUUUGAUUACGCAUGGAGCCAUGCCAUAAUCUCGGACACGCUCUACAACAACUUAGUAAAUAAAUGUGAUGUCGUCAAUGAUGACAACCAAACAGAAGAGUGCAACGAACACGUUCGAGCCUUCUUACAAGAUUAUUCUGAAAUUGACAUCUACGGCAUUUAUGCACCCACCUGCCUCACUGAUCCAUCUCCAUCUACUACUGCUUCUCCCAAACAAACAAGGAUUAACAAUUUCAUGAAAAAUGUUGCACCUCGUCUGCUCAAUCAACAUGAGCUUUGGCAGAGGCUACCAUCAGGGUAUGAUCCCUGCAUAGAGGAUUAUGUUGAGCAAUAUUUCAACAGAGAGGAUGUUCAGAAGGCCCUGCAUGCCAAUGUUACUAAACUUUCCUAUCCUUACUCCCCUUGCAGGGGGAGAGAAAUAUUCAGAGAGGUAGCUGAAAGUCAAUUUCAAGAAUUUAUUAGAAGGAACAUGCACGUUGAGAAAUCAAUGAACUGGAGCUUUCUUUCUGUUUUCACACAGCCACAAGGGCCAGAUCAUAAUUAAUGAAAGAUAUCUUGCAGUAACAUUUGUCCUUGUCUUCUUCCUUUUGUUUUUUCUUCUUUUUUUCUCCAAUAAAACGCAAAUUUGAAAUAUUUGGUAAAUUAUAUUGUGCAAUUGGAAAUCAAUAAUUCAAAUAGAUAGAUAACUAGAAGAUUACAAAUUAUCGACACCUCGUUUUCAUUUCCUUACUAUGGUCCAUGGUAGUUCCCUUCCCACUAAAACCAGUCAAGCUAGCUGUUAUGUUUUUCCUCCAUAUUUGUCUUUUAUAUAAUUAGUCAGUAGAAAUUAGUCAUACGAUAGCAAAACAAGAAAAGCUGAUGCUGGUACCGGUACCGGUGGGUAGGUAUGUCUGUGGUAAUAUUAAAUAAUUCGUCAAAACUCUAAACACAAAUUGCAUGCAGGAGGACCGUCCUUUACUUUACUACU
Messenger RNA from Pyrus x bretschneideri (Chinese white pear), 1889 nucleotides. RefSeq names its product serine carboxypeptidase-like 35. Gene Ontology annotation, molecular function: serine-type carboxypeptidase activity. Gene Ontology annotation, biological process: proteolysis. The record is from RefSeq and is a predicted model, not a curated record. The coding region runs from base 195 to 1466 and encodes 423 amino acids. NCBI's taxonomy places the organism in Eukaryota, Viridiplantae, Streptophyta, Magnoliopsida, Rosales, Rosaceae. The transcript is spliced from 6 exons. Gene Ontology annotation, cellular component: vacuole.